AUGUACUUUUCUUCUAGUGAUAGAAUUCCAGGAACUCUCACAAACUAUACUAUAAUUAAAUGUUUAGACAAUGGAAGUUAAGGAUACGUGUAUCAAGUAAAAGGAGAGGAUAAUAAAUUUUAUGCCUUGAAGAGGGUAGUCAAAAUGAAAUCGAGCGAAAUGGCUUUCUUAAAUAAGUAUUUCUAGAAUCAACAAGCUUUUGCACACAUACUCAUUCAUUAUGAAUAUUUUUAGUACAAAAAUAGCUUAGUAAUUAUCUAAGAGUAUUGUGCCGGUGGCAAUCUAUUUUAACUAUUGUAGAAACAAAAAUUAUCAACCCCAGAUAUUUAAAAAAUAUUAUCAGAUGUAUUUAUAAACUAAAUUAUUAAAGAUCUGCAGAUAACUCUAAGUGUUGAGAGAAUAACACUUUUUUCAUAGGGACUUAAAGCCAGAAAAUAUUUUGAUUUAAAUUGAUUCUCUAACUAAUAGAAAUCACUACAAAAUUUGUGAUUUUGGAGAAAUUAAAGAAAUAUAUUGUAGUAAUUCCUAAAAUUUGCAGAAGAAAAGUAUCCAAACUAUGAACGUAGGAACACCAUAUUAUUAAGCUCCAGAAGUUAUUUAAUCUUCACUCUACGAUUCUUCAGCUGACAUCUGGUCUUUAGGAGCAUUAAUUUAUGAGCUUUAUACUACUGAGCCCUUAUUUAAUGGAGGCUCUUUAGAAGAAAUACAAAAAUAAAUUUUAUCCACUUAAUAAGAUCAAAGCCUCAUCUAAUAAAAGAUAGAUUAAAUUCAAUGUGAUACUAAAUAUAAGGAUUUAUUAAAAUAAAUGUUAAGCUACAUAGCUUCCGAAAGGCCUUCCAUAGAAUAAAUAUAAAACACAUAUAAAAUAGAAAGUGCAAUCAAUUUUGACAAAAUUAAAGAGUAAUCCUCAUAAAUGAAAUACAAAUAAAUACCUUUGGAAUUUAUUUAACAACAAAUGGAAGUAUAAAACGCUACAGAAAGUUCAGAUUAACAAAAAAAUUUACAAAAUUAAAAGUAAAGUCUUAAUUUAUAGAACAAUAAGAAUGAUUUUCAAGUAAACUAAUAAAUCAUCAAUAACAGCUAAAAUGCAGAUGGAAAAUAGAAAUUUUAAUACUUUUAAAAAUUUUAACAAAACUAAGGUAUGAACUAAAAUUAAACAAGUAAACAAUUUCAUCCAAACUUUCCUAACAUGAAUUAAUAAUUGAAUACACCUCGUUAAACUCCAGAAUUUUAUUCUGAUAUUCAACAAAGUAAUGAGGAAGGCAAGACGAACUAAAAAUCCCUAAGUCAAAUGUAAGAAAACCAAUAUGAAAAUUAAAAAAAAUGUAACACUUAUUCAUAAAUUAAGGUUAAUUCCAAUAAAAUUUUAAUUAAAAUGGUUAAGGAAUCAAUUAAUAUGCGUUUUAAUUGCCACCAAAUUAUAACUUUUCUUAAUUUGAUUAAACGUCAGCUAACUCUUAAUAAUUUUAAAAUCAGGCACUUAAAUUUAUGUGGAAUAAUAAUUAAUAAGACAAUUAAAAUAAACCUUUAGAAAAAAAUUAAUUCAAUUUUCAAUAUUUUUAAAAUUUUCCCUAAAAAUGGUAGGCUUAGAAUAAAGAGAUGAAAGUUGAAAAUCAGGGAUAAUUACCUGUUGAAAAAUAAUAUUAGUAAUAAUAAUACUAUUAAUAAUAAUAAUAGUAGUAAUAAUACUAUCAAUAAUAAUAAUAGUAGUAAUAAUAAUAUUAUCAAUAACUAUAACAAUAGUAACAAUAAUUUCAAUAGCAAUAGUAAUAAUAAUAUCAGUAGCAAUAAUAAUAAUAUUAAUAUCAAUAACAUUAGUAAUAAAAUUAAUAGUAACAACACCAACAAUAAUAAUAAGAAUAGUUAUAAUAGUAAUAAGUAAAAUAACAAUAGUAGUAAUAAUAAUAGUAUUAGUAGUAGCAAUAGUAGUAGUAACAAUAACAAUAACAAUAACAAUAACAAUAAUACUAAUAAUAAUAAUAAUAAUAAUAAUAAUAAUAAUAAUAAUAAUAAUAAUAAUAAUAAUAACAAUAGUAGUAAUAAUAGUAAUAGUAGCAACAACAAUAUCAAUAGUCGUAACAAUAAUAAUAAGAAUAGUAGUAAUAAUAUUAAUAGUAGCAAUAUCAAUAACAACAGUAGUAGCAAUAGUAGCAAUAAUAGUAGCAAUAACAAUAACAACAGUAGUAGCAAUAGUAAUAACAAUAAUAAUAACAAUAGUAGUAAUAAUAAUAGUUGUAGCAAUAAGAAUAGUAGUAACAACAGUAACAAUACUAGUAAUAACAAUUAUUAUAGUAGAAAUAACAAUAAUAAAUUGAUAAUUCAAGUUAAUUUAACCAAUAUUAAGAUGUAAAACCACACACUCUAAAAAAUCAAUCAAUUUUAGAAUCAGUUAUUGAAAUGCCUGCGGAUACAGAAUAAUCAAUGGAUAUAAAACAAUAUGAAGUAAAAGUAAUUCUAAAUUAGAAAAAUAAAGUAAAUAUAAUCAAUGAGAAAAUAAAAUAAACAUUUAAUAUUCCACUAAAUGUUAUCGAGAUUUAAGAACAAGAAGACUUAAAAAAACCAGAAUAUGCAAUGAAAAUUAGAGAAUAUUUACUUUCAUAGUAUCAAAAGAUUAAAUAAAGGAAGGAUGUUAAUCAAUAUGGAACUUAUAUUCAAAAUUAAAGAAUGAGCUCUGAGUACUAUAAUUAUUGA
Molecule: messenger RNA, 2691 nt
Organism: Paramecium octaurelia
Lineage: Eukaryota; Ciliophora; Oligohymenophorea; Peniculida; Parameciidae
Source: the annotation of a GenBank genome assembly